Messenger RNA from Cebus imitator (Panamanian white-faced capuchin), 1185 nucleotides. Its product is annotated as olfactory receptor 5AU1. Gene Ontology annotation, molecular function: G protein-coupled receptor activity; odorant binding; olfactory receptor activity. The coding region runs from base 145 to 1119 and encodes 324 amino acids. Gene Ontology annotation, biological process: sensory perception of smell; G protein-coupled receptor signaling pathway. Lineage: Eukaryota; Metazoa; Chordata; Mammalia; Primates; Cebidae. The transcript has a single exon. Gene Ontology annotation, cellular component: membrane. The record is from RefSeq and is a predicted model, not a curated record.
AACCAACCAACCAAGGAGAGAAGACCAUCUCUAUGACAGAGUUUCAUCUACAAAGCCAAAUGCCCUCAAUAAGACUCAUCUUUGGAAGGCUGUCCUUAGGCAGAGUUAAAUUCAGUCACAGCCCCAGGUAGUUCAACCUCAUUCAUGGUGGUGUCUUCUUUCUCCACCCCAGAGCACUGGAGAAGCAUGGAAAGGGGAAACCUGAGCCAAGGGAUUGAGUUUGAGCUCUUGGGUCUCACCACCGACCCCCGGCUCCAGAGGCUGCCCUUCGUGGUGUUCCUGGGCAUGUACACCACCACUCUGCGGGGGAACCUGGUCAUGUUCCUCCUGAUCCAUGUGAGUGCCACCUUACACACACCCAUGUACUCCCUCCUGAAGAGCCUCUCCUUCUUGGAUUUCUGCUACUUCUCCACGGUUGUGCCCCAGAUGCUGGUGAACUUCUUGGCAAAGAAGAAAGUGAUCUACUUUGGCUGCAUGACUCAGAUGUUCUUCUAUGCAGGUUUUGCCACCAGUGAGUGCUAUCUCAUUGCUGCCAUGGCCUGUGACCGCUAUGUCGCUAUUUGUAACCCCUUGUUCUACACAGCCAUCAUAUCUCCUGGGGUCUGUGCCUCGCUGAUUAUGGGCUCCUACAGUGCAGGAUUCCUCAAUUCUCUUAUCCACACUAGCUGUAUCUUUAGUCUGAAAUUCUGCAGUGCUCAUGUGGUCACUCACUUCUUCUGUGAUGGACCACCCAUCCUAUCUCUGUCUUGUGUGGACAGCUUACUGUGUGAGAUCCUGCUCUUCAUUUUUGCUGGUUUCAACCUUUUGAGCUGCACCCUCACCAUCUUGAUCUCCUACUUCUUAAUUCUCAACACCAUCCUGAGAAUGAGCUCAGCCCAGGGCAAGUUUAAGGCAUUUUCCACCUGUGCAUCCCACCUCACUGCCGUCUGCCUCUUCUUUGGCACAACACUUUUUAUGUACCUGCGCCCCAGGUCCAGCUACUCCCUGACCCAGGACCGCACAGUUGCUGUGAUCUACACAGUGGUGAUCCCAAUGCUAAACCCCCUCAUCUACUCUUUGAGAAACAAGGAUGUGAAGGAAGCUUUAAGAAAGAUUUGGGGUAGGAAAACAAUGGAAUAAUUUCUCAAUGCAUUACCACAUAUCUUUAGAAAGCCAAGGGAACUUUUAUCUUGGGUGGUGUCACCC